Messenger RNA from Aspergillus homomorphus CBS 101889, 1366 nucleotides. Its product is annotated as proteasome core particle subunit alpha 7. Gene Ontology annotation, biological process: ubiquitin-dependent protein catabolic process. Gene Ontology annotation, cellular component: proteasome core complex; proteasome core complex, alpha-subunit complex; nucleus. The record is from RefSeq and is a predicted model, not a curated record. The transcript is spliced from 5 exons. Bases 280 to 1173 code for a protein of 297 amino acids. NCBI's taxonomy places the organism in Eukaryota, Fungi, Ascomycota, Eurotiomycetes, Eurotiales, Aspergillaceae.
UCCGUGCGAGCUUAAGCCAAGGCCAGCUCCAUCCGUCUCAGUCCCGCCGCCGCCAGGGUAACAGGCAUCGAUUGUAUCUACGCGUCCGACCCGACUUCAUUCGGCUGACCAUCCAUAUCAGUUACUGCUCGACCUCUUUUCUUUUCGUUCUCCGGCCAUUUCAGCUUCCUUUUUUUUGGGACUCACAACUCUCCACUACAUCCCUGUCCAUUUGCACCAGUCACUCACUCAAUUUUCCGUAUUGGCUUCGUACCUCCUGUGCGACUAUUCACAAUCACCAUGACGUCUAUCGGUACUGGUUAUGAUCUUUCGAACUCGGUAUUCUCACCGGAUGGCCGUAAUUUCCAGGUGGAAUAUGCUGUCAAAGCUGUUGAAAAUGGGGGAACAGCGGUUGGCAUCAGAUGCAAAGAUGGCGUUGUACUGGCAGUGGAGAAGAUCAUCAGCAGCAAGCUCCUCAAGCCGGGUGCGAACAAGAGGAUAGCAACUGUUGAUCGCCACGUUGGUAUUGUUUCGGCUGGAUUAGUCCCCGAUGGUCGGCAUUUUGUCUCUCGAGCUCGAGACGAGGCUUCCUCAUGGAGAAACGUCUACAAAGGACCCAUUCCAAUCUCCGCUCUUUCGAACCGGCUCGGCAGUUACGUACAGGCCUACACACUCUACUCAAGUGUGAGGCCCUUCGGGGUGACCGCUAUUGUCGGAGGCUGGGACUCCGAAGCAGAGCUUGCCGUUGACGGUCAGGUUGGAAGCGGGCCCAAAGCAGGUUCCGGGGGGAAAGUUGAGGGUGCGAAAGCUGGAGGCCCAGGCUUAUACAUGAUUGAGCCAAGUGGUCUGUACUGGGGUUACUAUGGCGCCGCAACCGGGAAAGGUAGACAGGCGGCAAAGGCUGAACUGGAAAAGUUGGACCUGGGUGCUGGCAAUCUCAGCCUCGUUGAUGGCGUGAAAGAGGCAGCUCGGAUCAUCUAUGUCGCCCAUGAAGACAGUAAGGACAAGGAAUUCGAGCUCGAAAUGACUUGGAUUAGUUCGCUAGACGGCCCAACACAAGGAAGACAUGAAGAGGUACCCGAAGAGCUCCUCGAAGAAGCAGAGCGGGCGGCGAAAGCGGCUCUCGAGGGAGAGGAUGAGGAAGAAGAUGCGACGAAGGGCGAUACUAAUGAUAGCGAACGCAUGCAAGAGUGAAGUUAAUGGGGUCCCAGCCGGUAUACGGGUACGCAAUGCCCGUGAGGCUUGACGACCCCGGCUUGCCUCCUGCCUUGCGAGCUGUCAUGACAAAUGACAUCGUUCUUGCCUGGCACCAGCAUAGUAAACAACCACCUUCAUCUGAUAUGAGCUUUAUUGUCUGUAGCCCUCGACUAAGAACAAGAAGACGUCU